AUGUCGGAAAAUAACAAUCGCGAUCAUCAGCUUUCAUGGUGGGAAAAGGUGCUCCUCAGGAUCUUAUCGUAUGGUCCUGAAAUCCGUCAUUUGGCUGUUGUGAUGGACGGAAAUCGUCGCUAUGCGAAGAGACAGAAUAUGAGCACACAAUUGGGCCAUAGGAAGGGCGGCAGGAACUUUGGACGCAUUCUCAAGAUGGUACAAUCCGUAGGAAUUCAGGAAGUCACAGUUUAUGCCUUCAGUGUGGAGAAUUUCAACAGAAACCCGGCAGAAGUGCGUGCAAUCCAGCAAACUCUGGAAUAUUUCGCCAAUGAAGUUCUGGAUGGUCGCGAAAAUAUCCUUAAGGGAAUCAAAGUGAGGUUCAUCGGUGAGGUUCACAUGCUGAGUGAAGAGUGCCAGAAGUGCUUCCAAAAGCUGAUGAAGGCCACGGAGGAGAACAGUGAUUUUCUAUGCAAUAUUGCUGUUGCUUACGCUUCGCGUGUUGAGAUCACGAGAGCCAUUAAGAAUGCCGUGCAGAAUCCAAAGACACUGUCUGAAGACGUGGAUCAUGAGGUGCUGGAGGAGUUUCUCUACAUUCCCAAAGGACGACCGGUGGAUUUGUGGCUCAGGACAUCCGGAGAGACGAGAUUCAGUGAUUUUCUUACAUGGCAAAGUGACAAAGCUGUUAUGCACUUCAGUCCAGUUCUGUGGCCGGAAUUUGGUGCUUGGGAUCUGUUGAAAGGGAUUUUGCAGUACUCCAGAAGCCACUGA
Molecule: messenger RNA, 750 nt
Organism: Phlebotomus argentipes
Lineage: Eukaryota; Metazoa; Arthropoda; Insecta; Diptera; Psychodidae
Product: dehydrodolichyl diphosphate synthase complex subunit DHDDS-like
Exons: 1
Coding region: 1-750 (249 amino acids)
Biological process (GO): polyprenol biosynthetic process
Cellular component (GO): endoplasmic reticulum
Source: RefSeq, a predicted model, not a curated record